GGGCUUUGCAAUUGCAUCGCGGGAGAAAACAGGGAAGGCUUCAGGGGUGCAACAGCAGGCAAAAGCGUUGCAGCCGGAUCCUGGGAAGGUUUACUCACAACAGGGGAUGAGGAUGUUGAGGAGCUGCAUCAUCUAUCGCCCAAUGAAGUCAAGAGUGAAGAUGUGAGAGGAACUUUCAAGAAUCAAGGCAGACCUUAGUGGCAGAAAGGCAGCCACGUGGUCAAGAAGGGGAAUGAACCCAUUCCUUGCCAAGCGGGAAAUUUUUGUGAAGUAAUUCACAUGGUGGAAGAAACAUACAAAAGCUUGGAGUGUGGAAUGAACUUCUCAGAUAAAACCCAAUAUUAUAUCCAUUUGCAAAUGCACAGUGUAAAGGAGAUCCAUCCAUUUUUGGAGUGUAAAAAGAGCUUCCUUCGUAGGGCAAAGCUCUUUGUACAUCAAGAGACAGAUGCAGGAGAGAGACAUUAUGGGUGACGGUUUCUCACAGAAAUUAGACCUUAUUAAACACCAAAGGAUUUAUUCAGGAGACAAGGAAAAAUCUUUUAAAUGUUUAGAGUGUGGAAAGAGAUUUAGUCAGAGUGGCAAUCUUCUACAACAUCAAAAAAACCACACAGGGGAAAAACCAUUUGAAUGCUCAGAAUGUGGAAAGAGAUUCAGUCAAAGUAGAGAUGUUCAGUGGCAUCAGAGAAUCCACACAGAUGAGAAACCUUUGGAAUGCUCUGAAUGUGGAAAGAAAUUCACUGUGCGUGGUAGUCUUCUAAAGCAUCAAAGAACACACACCGGGGAGAAACCUUUUGAAUGUUCAGAAUGUGGAAAGAGAUUCAAUCAGAGUGGCAAUCUGUUAAAGCAUCAAAGAAUCCAUACAGGGGAAAAACCUUUUGAAUGCUCAGAAUGUGGGAAAAGAUUCACCGAAAGUGGCAGUCUUUUAAAGCAUCAAGAAACCCAUAGACAGGAAAAAUCUUUUCAGUGUUCAGAGUGGGGAAAGAGAUUUAGUCUGAGUAGAGAUAUUCAGCAGCAUCAAAGAAUCCACACAGAUGAGAAACCUUUUGAAUGUUCAGAGUGUGGAAAGAGAUUCACUGAGAGUGGCGGUCUUCUAAAGCAUCGAAGAACCCACACAGGAGAGAAACCGUUUGAAUGUUCAGAGUGUGGAAAGAGAUUCAGUCAGAGUGGAAGUCUUCUAAAGCAUCAAGGAACUCACACCGGGGAGAAACCUUUUGAAUGUUUAGAUUGUGGAAAGAGAUUCAGUCUGAGUGGAAGUCUUCAAAAGCAUCAAAGAACACACACUGGGGAGAAACCUUUUGAGUGUUCAGAAUGUGGAAAGAGAUUCAGUCAGAGUUGCAAUCUUCAAUUGCAUCAAAGAAGCCACACCGGGGAGAAACCUUUUGAAUGCUCAGAGUGUGGAAAGAGAUUCAAUCAGCGUAGCCAUCUUCAACUGCAUCAAAGAAGCCACACAGGGGAGAAACCUUUUGAAUGCUUAGAAUGUGAAAAGAGAUUCACCAAGAGUGGCCAUCUUCUAAAGCAUCAAAGAAUCCACACUGGGGAGAAACCUUUUGAAUGUUCAGAGUGUGGAAAGAGAUUCAGCCAGAGUGGAACUCUUCUAAAGCAUCAAAGAACUCACACUGGGGAGAAACCUUUUGAGUGUUCAGAGUGUGGAAAGAGAUUCAGUCAGAGUGGCAAUCUUCUAAAGCAUCAAAGAACUCACACCGGGGAGAAACCUUUUAAGUGUUCAGAGUGUGGAAAGAGAUUCAAUCAGAAUGAAAAUCUUCUGCAGCAUCAAAGAACCCACACAGGAGAGAAACCUUGAGUGCUCAGAGCAUGGAAGGAUAUUCUAUCGGAGUAGCACUCUCCAACAACAUCAAAGAAACCACACAGGAGAAGCUUUUGAAUGCUCUGAGUUUGGAAGGACAUUCAGCUGAAGAGCCACACACACACACAACCUUUAUUGGCAUAGUAGGGAAGAAUACAAAACCUGAGGGGGAUUAGAGGGAAAAAUAGAAAUAGACUGUCAUCAGGAGUUCUCUGAUACAAGCAGCAUAGCAAUACAUAAAUAGAAUCAAAGCUUGACUAGGAACAGUAGAAACAUAAUCUUCCCCUAUCUGACUCCUUUACCACUUUUAAUUUCUGUCUUUUUCACUGCUAGAGCCAAGAUCUCCAUCUCCUGCUCAGUGAUUGAAGAACAUUGAUCAGCUAGUAAGAAUUCUAUCCAUCUGUUUGUGGCAAGAUUUGGGGUUAGAAGCGGUUUGAUUAGGUGGCAUCGGUGUGGAGUAAGCAACAGGCAAUCUAAUGAGAUACGUCGUAUAGAGUCAGGUUCUCUGCCACACCUGCACAGUCUCUGUUCAUAGAAGAUACCCUUAUAACUGCCAGAAGCCACAAAUGAAGGGAAUAUAUUAAGCCUGGCCAACAUAAAAGCUUGACGUUGGUGAGGGUUUAUUAAAUUUGAAAAAUACUGAGCCAUGCAAUUUUGGGAAAGGGAGAGGCCCAGGCAAAAACAUGCCCUUUGCUCCAGCGAUUAUUACUUGGGAAUCAAUAUCCGAUGGAGCAAUUGGAAUAUAUAUGAUUUGUUGGAAUAUAUAUGGUCCUUGGCCCAGGGGUUGGGGUCCCCUGUUGUGAUGGACUCAGGUAGUUAGCCUGGUAGCUGGGAACAACUUGCACUGCUUGGCUGGGCCGCAGCCAUGGUUACCAAAAUGUAUCAAUUUGCAAAGAGGCUUGCAGGGGGAAAACACCUCAGAGUUCAAUUCAGUCUGAGUGCUGGAGGAGUUCAGUCCUGGUACUGACGCUGUUCAGUUGUGAGAAGCAACACUGGGAAGGAGCUGUGGGCUGA
Heteronotia binoei (common prickly gecko) is the source of this 2818-nucleotide messenger RNA. RefSeq names its product zinc finger protein 135-like. NCBI's taxonomy places the organism in Eukaryota, Metazoa, Chordata, Lepidosauria, Squamata, Gekkonidae. Bases 446 to 1801 code for a protein of 451 amino acids. The record is from RefSeq and is a predicted model, not a curated record. The transcript has 2 exons.